Molecule: messenger RNA, 3546 nt
Organism: Tripterygium wilfordii
Lineage: Eukaryota; Viridiplantae; Streptophyta; Magnoliopsida; Celastrales; Celastraceae
Exons: 3
Coding region: 2319-3203 (294 amino acids)
Source: RefSeq, a predicted model, not a curated record
UUGUUGAACUUUACUAAACCUUGGGCCUGUGAACAAAAUUUUUUCCCAAAUCCCUCCCGUUAAAAACUCCCCUACGCCUUCAAGUUUCUUUUCUAACUUGUGAAAUCCUAGACGGUGGCAGAGUGCUCAACUAACAUGAUCCUCUCCUAACAACAGAAGUUUCUCAAUUUGAAUUAUCUGCCUGCCAACCAUGGAGCUUUAUAAUUGUUCCGUUUUUCUGUCCAGGUGUAGGUAGCACGCAUCUUCAUAGACAUGUGACAUGUCUAUUUUACUGAGCCUCUCUCUGGUAUAGUACUAGAUCGUUACCCCUUUAAUGGGGUCGGAACUUACCCGACAAGGAAUUGCGCUACCUUAGGACCUUUAUAGUUUAUGGCCACCGUUCACUGGGGGUCAGUUGCCGGCUCCCAUGUCGUCAGGCAAAAGUGGGCAUUUCUUGGAAGCCAUGUUGAGGGGAAUUGGUCACAACAUUUUGAGCAAAAUAUUAUCAACAGAUCCAGGUCACAUUGGCUUAACGAAAUCCACAAAAGUCUGCUCUUAGAUAAUCAGGUCCUUUUUUAACUACUUGGUUUCUUUUGAUGUCUGUUCGAUCCCUGCAUUCUUCACCAUGUUUGCCCAUAGUAUACAGGUGUUUGGGAGUGCCACCAAUAAUGGAGCCACCCUAUCGAAGACAGCUCAUGAAUAUCCACCUACGCUUUCUGGUUCUUCCCUAAAAUUGGACACCAUCACAAGCAGCUUUGUUACCGUAAGUGACAAUGGCUGCUUUUUGAGCCAUGCGUGCAGUGCUUUUUCUUAGAUUCUAAUGCAUUUACCAAUUAUGAUCCAUCACUGACGCCACUACCUUCCAUAAAAAGAUUGAUAUAUAAGGGACUGGCCUUUCCUUGCUCAAAAAGCCUCGACACAGAGAGAUUAUUAACAUGAAGCCAUCCACCAUACUUAGAGCCCUCUCAUUUUGGAUUCCGUCGAGGCUAUCUGCUUCUCUGGCUACAGUCGAUCCUUUGUAUUAGAACCAGAGCUCGAUGCUAUUCACUUCAGUCGCAAGAUUUUGGGAUAAAUGGUGUUUCACAGACAGAAUUUAGUAGUCCUACUGGGCUUAUGGAAGCCCAAGAGCUUUCAUGUAGAGACAAACAUAAAGCCCAAUAUAUGAGAGGACGGCCCAAAGAGCAAAAAGGCCCAAAAAGAGUACCCACAAAAUCAUUGGUCCGUCAGUUAUCUCUGUCACAGACAGGUUAAACAACGAGCACAGCAUUUUAUUCUUCCAUUUUAAAGGGUUUUUGCAACAAAAAACCCAGAUUCCCUCCUACCAGAACAAGAAUCCUAAACCCUAGUAAUCUCUGAUCAUAAGUAAAUCAAUCCGGAAGCAAAGAAAAAGACGAACAAGAAGAAGAAGAAGAAUAUCGCGGAACGACGGUUGGAACUAAAAGAUAUCAAUUGUUGAUAUAUAUUGAGAGUCUGAGACUUAGAAGAUGUCUGUUGAUCCUAGCGCACCAAUGAAUUAUGUGGAUGAUGAUGCCUCUUCGGGUUCUGGGGAUGAUGUUAACUUGUUAGAGGGACACAACAAGCGUCAGUCAGUUACACCAUCAAGUUCUGGUCGUCGUAAGAGAAGUCGGAAGGCUACCGGAGAUGCAAUUGUGGAUGCCAUGCUUGAAAUAGCAUCUGCAUCAAAGAUGAGAGCAUCUGCUAUCAUGAAGAGUGAGGACAGAUUUUCUAUAAGCAAAUGCAUAAAAGUGUUGGAUGAGAUAAAAGGUGUUGACCAGCGGGUUUACUUUUUUGCCUUGGAUUUAUUUGAAAGCCCCAAUGCCAGAGAAACAUUUAUAUCACUUAAGAGUGAGAAACGGUUGUUAUGGUUGCAGAGGAAGUGCAAUGCUUCAUCUAGUUGAUAGUUGAUCAUGUUAGUCUUAGUUCAGUAGCUUUUGGUCAUGGUUUAUACAAUCAUUAUCUUGAGUUUGUAAUGAAUUUGAAAUCUUGGUCUAACCAAUAUGUUGAUGAGCUUAAAUGGAAUACAGUAAUGAUUUUGUUUCUCACUUAGUUGUUUGUGUUUGAAGUCUAUAUGAUGUUACUAGAAUGCUUUACGUGCUAUUAAGUUGGUCUAUCUUUGAGUAGUUGUAAUGUGUGAUAUAUACUUUAUUUCAAUUCUAUUUUUACAUAUACGUCUGUUAGCAUGGAUGAUUUUGACUUAGAAGUGGAUGAGAUGAAACUAGUUGCCGCUGCUGCUGGUUACUAUUAUUAUAAUAGUGUAACUAGGCAACCUUGCCUUAGUUCAUCUCCCAGUGGAAGUUGUUUCAUGGGUGAAGUGCUGGAGGGUCAUGAUCAUGUGAGUCAUGAGAUGUUUUGGAUGGAUAAACAUGUUUUUCACAGAUUAUGAAACACUCUUCGACAAAGAGGCAUCAGGCAUGUUACAUGACACAUCAGGUGUUAUGAUAGAGGAGCAGCUCGCUAUUUUCUUGAACUUCAUUGGUCAUAACGAGCGAAAUAGAGUAAUCCAAGAAUGGUUUCAGCAUUCUGGUGAAACCAUAAGCCGGCAUUUCAAUAAUGUGUUGAAGGCAGUAAAGUCACUGUUGCGUGAAUUUCUGGAACCACCACCUCUCACCACUCCAACUGAAAUUCUCAAGAGUACUAGAUUCUUCCCGUAUUUCAAGGUUAUUUUCUUCUUUUCUUUUUCUAUCAUUUAUGUGCAUUUUGUUAUGCCAUUCACUCUGCUUCUUUCUGUUCAGGAUUGUAUUGGAUUCAUAGAUGGCAUGCAUAUUCGUGCACAUGUCCAUGCUAAAGACCAAUCACGGUUUCGUAAUCAGAGAGGAUUUUUGUCGCAAAAUGUCCUGGCGGCUUGCACAUUUGACAUGCAGUUCAUAUUUGUUUAUCCGGGCUGGGAAGGCUCUGUUGCAGAUUCACAAGUAUUGAGGGCUGUCCUUGAUGAUCCAGAUCAGAAUUUCCCUCAUGUUCCUGAAGGUAAAUAUUAUGUGGUUGAUAUAUUAUGGGGUACUCAAACAUGGAAGGAUUUAUUGCUCCAUAUCCAGGAGUGCGAUGUCACCUCCAUGAAUAUAAGGGUGCUAAUCAUUCACCUAGAAAUGCAAAGGAGCUGUUUAAUCACCAGCAUUCAUCUCUUAGAAAUGUCAUCCAGAAGUCUUUCAAUGUUCUCAAAGCUCGAUUUCCUAUUCUCAAACUCGCCCUUCGGUAUGCAUUUCAUGUGCAGAGAGACAUUGUCAUAGCUACAUGCGUGCUGCAUAAUUACAUCCGGCGUGAGGAGACAAAUGAUUGGCUGUUUGCUGGUUUUGAAGGGGUGACAGUUGAAGAAUUGCCUGAUAUCGAUGAUCAACAGGAUGUGCAUUUGGCUUCCGCUGUAGAGGAUCAAGUUGCUUCCUCAUUCAAAGCCUUGAACUAUCAAGUUGAACUAGACUUGUCAUGGAUUUGUCCUUGGAAAUUUUAGAGAAGAUUUCACCUUUUGGUCUUUAUUCUUCUAUGUUAUCGAAAGGGGUGGUUGAAUAUACCGUUAUUUUUGUUAAAUACAACAUCAACAAAUUUUGCUUGUAGAGGUUGAGUUUCUAAUUUCUG